CUGGCUGGAGUCGAGCGCAGCUACGGCGAGGCGGGGGUGGAGGCGCGGCUCGCGCUCUUCUUCGAGGACAUGCCGGCGCGCCUCGGCGAGGCGCACCUCGUGAUCUGCCGCGCAGGCGCGUCGACCAUCGCCGAGCUCGCCGCAGCGGGACGGCCGGCGAUCCUGGUGCCGCUGCCGAUCGCCGCGGACGACCACCAGAGCGCGAACGGGCGGGCCAUGGUGGCAGCGGGUGCCGCCAUCAUGAUCGCGCAGUCAUCGUUCACGUCAGCGCGGCUCGCCCAGGAGCUCGAGACGCUCAUGGUAGAGCCCGCCGAGCUGGCCCGGCGCGCGGCCGCGGCCCAGAGCUUCGCCAAGCCCGAUGCGGCACACGCACUGGCGGACCUCGUCGAGGGCCUGAUCGGCGGUCCAUCCCCAGAGCCGGCGACGUCGGAACCUGUGGGGGGCGCGGCAUGA
Geodia barretti is the source of this 453-nucleotide messenger RNA. NCBI's taxonomy places the organism in Eukaryota, Metazoa, Porifera, Demospongiae, Tetractinellida, Geodiidae. The record is from the annotation of a GenBank genome assembly.